AUGUCCUACUCCAGCGAGCCGUGCGGCGUGAGCUGCCCGCAGCCCGUGGCCCAGAGCGUCAACGAGCCGUGUGUGCAGCAGUGUCCCGAGUCCAGGGCCCUGAUCCUGCCCCCGCCCGUGGUGGUGACCAUCCCGGGCCCCGUGCUCAGCACCUUCCCCCAGGAGAGCGUCGUGGGAUCGUCGGGCCCAGCCUGGCUGGGGCGCUAUGGGGGCUCCCAGGGUUUUGAGGGUUCCCAGGGCUACGGGGGCUCCCUUGGUUAUGGGGGGUCCCGGGGCUAUGGGGGCUCCUUUGGUCUAGGAAGCUUUGGGGGCUAUGGGGGCCCCUUUGGAUAUGGGGGCUCCUUUGGCUACGGCCGUUCCCUGGGUUAUGGAGGUGACACUGGCUAUGGGGGCUCCUUUGGGGGCUAUGGGGGCUCGUCUGGGGGCUAUGGAGGCUCCCUUGGGGGCUAUGGGGGCUCCUUUGGCAAUUGCGGGCGCUCCUAUAGCUCCGGAUUCUCCUCUCGGGGCCUGGGCUAUUCCCUGCCCGGCUUCCAGAGAUGGGGCAGAUCCCGCCGUGGGAGCUGUGGGGUUUUCUAA
Molecule: messenger RNA, 576 nt
Organism: Oenanthe melanoleuca
Lineage: Eukaryota; Metazoa; Chordata; Aves; Passeriformes; Muscicapidae
Product: scale keratin-like
Exons: 2
Coding region: 1-576 (191 amino acids)
Cellular component (GO): intermediate filament
Molecular function (GO): structural constituent of cytoskeleton
Source: RefSeq, a predicted model, not a curated record